Pyrenophora tritici-repentis Pt-1C-BFP is the source of this 1599-nucleotide messenger RNA. Its product is annotated as nucleolar GTP-binding protein 2. The record is from RefSeq and is a predicted model, not a curated record. NCBI's taxonomy places the organism in Eukaryota, Fungi, Ascomycota, Dothideomycetes, Pleosporales, Pleosporaceae. Gene Ontology annotation, cellular component: nucleolus. Gene Ontology annotation, molecular function: GTP binding.
AUGAAGGUCGGAAAGCCAAAAUCUAAGCGCGUACCUGUGCGCCUGCGACACAAGAUCGAGAAGGCGUCAGCGGCGAAGCAGAAGAAGGCGAAGAAGCUAGCGAAAAAGGACCCAACAUGGCGAUCCAAGACGAAGAAAGAACCUGGCAUUCCCAACCUGUUUCCCUACAAGGACAAGAUUCUGGCAGAAGUUGAGGAACAGCGCAGGAGGAAGGAAGAAGAGAAGGCCCGCCUGCGGCAGUUGGCGAGAGAGCAGAAAAUGGGUGGCACAGCUGCAGAAGAUGCCAUGGAGGAUGAUGAGGAGUUUGAACAGUUUGACGCAGAAGGCGACGAACUUCUGGCCGACGACAGCAGCGAAGAUGAGGACUCGAUGCAAGUGGAUAACAACUCCAACCCAAUGGCUGCUCUCUUAGCUUCAGCAAAAGCGCGCGCCGCCGAAUUUGAGAAGAACGACCACGACCAAGACGCGAUGCAAGACAGCGAAGACGAGGAGUCGGAUGAAGAGGAUGCGGUCAAAGUGCGAAAGGAUGCAUCAAGAAAGCAGUUUGAUAAAGUCUACAAGCAGGUUGUCGAUUCUGCGGACGUUGUCUUGUAUGUUUUGGAUGCUCGAGACCCCAUGGGAACACGAUCCAAAGAGGUGGAGCAAGCAGUCAUGGCAGCCGACCGUGGAAGCAAACGUUUGAUCUUCAUCCUCAACAAGAUCGAUCUCGUCCCACCGCCUGUGCUUCGAGCAUGGCUCGUUCACCUUCGUCGAUCGUUUCCUACUCUUCCACUGCGCGCAUCGAAACCUGCGCCGAAUGCGAGGACAUUUGAACACAAGGAUCUUACCAUGAAGGGCACAUCAGAGACUUUGUUCAAGGCUUUGAAGACUUUUGCGGAAUCACGGCAGCUCAAGCGAUCAGUCAAGGUCGGCAUCAUCGGUUAUCCCAACGUUGGCAAGUCAUCCGUCAUCAAUGCCUUGACUUCUAGGCUAGGCGGAAGAGCUGCCGGUUGCCCAACUGGUGCUGAGGCCGGUGUUACCACUAGUCUCCGCGAGGUCAAAUUAGACAAUAAGUUGAAGCUUCUGGACUCGCCCGGCAUCGUCUUCCCCAACACCACUGAAGGAUCCAAAGAUAGCAAAGUAUUGCAGAAGGCGCGACUCAUUCUCUUGAACGCAGUCCCGCCUAGAGAGAUUGACGACCCUGUUCCAGCCGUCACUCUCCUGUUGAAGAGGCUUUCGUCAUCGGAGGAGCUCUUUGCGAAGCUUAUGGAGGUAUACGAUCUGCCUCCUCUACAUAGUGUGGGUAAUGAUCGAACAACCGACUUCUUAGUCCAGGUAGCGAGGAAGAGAGGUCGACUUGGAAAGGGCGGCGUACCGAAUAUGCACAGUGCGGCACAAACAGUUAUUAAUGACUGGAGGGAUGGCCGCAUUCAAGGAUGGACAAGCCCACCCAAGGAUGCGCCCACGGGGCCUUCUACUACGAAAACUGCCCCUGCUACCAAGGGUCUCGUUGGUGACCAGAAGGAGAUUGUCAAGGAGUGGGCUGCUGAGUUCAAGCUCGAAGGGCUUUGGGGUGACGACGCAAAUGACACCGCGGCGCCGGAGGCAAUGGAGAUAUGA